Molecule: messenger RNA, 1059 nt
Organism: Lobosporangium transversale
Lineage: Eukaryota; Fungi; Mortierellomycota; Mortierellomycetes; Mortierellales; Mortierellaceae
Product: S-adenosyl-L-methionine-dependent methyltransferase
Exons: 4
Coding region: 5-979 (324 amino acids)
Molecular function (GO): tRNA (cytidine-N3)-methyltransferase activity
Source: RefSeq, a predicted model, not a curated record
CUUCAUGACAAAAAAGAUCAAAUUCUCAGCAAUGUCGACAGCAGAACAACCAAAGAAACGUGAGUCUAGCUCACGAGACAUCAACGCACCUGCAAAUGCGCCGUUUGGGGGCCGUGUUCUGGUGGACGAAUCUGCAGUGUUUGAGCAAAACGCAUGGGACCAUGCGAUCUGGGACGAGGAACAAGAGCAGCAUGCUCGGAACCAGAUCGCACGACAGAGUAAAGAUCCUGUUCCUGAGGAACUCGUGCAAAAGUUCCAUGCAGAUGCAGCAGAGUACUGGAAUAAAUUCUACACCAAGAAUGAGCAUAAGUUCUUUAAGGAUCGGCAUUGGCUCCGGAUUGAAUUUCCCGAGCUCUUUCAAAUAAUUGAAGCAAAUGCUGGUGAAAAGAAAGUCUUGGAAAUAGGGUGUGGUGCAGGCAACACUAUGUUUCCAUUGUUAACUGAAAGCAAAAACCCUAAUCUCUUCGUAUACGCCUGCGAUUUUUCUUCAACAGCAGUAGAAGUAGUUAAAAACAAUGUAGCGUACGAUCCCAACAGAGGGAAAGCGUUUGUCUGGGAUCUGACAGAUGAUGAUAUCCCACCAGAAAUUGAGCCUGAGUCAAUGGACAUUCUAGUCUUGAUAUUCGUACUCUCUGCUGUGCACCCUGAUAAAUGGAACCAAGCUGUAAAAAAUCUUGAGAAGAUGCUAAAACCAGGAGGAUUGAUUGUGUUCCGUGAUUAUGGUCGCUACGAUAUGGCGCAAUUGCGUUUCAAGAAGAACCGCAUGCUUUCGGAAAAUUUUUACGUUCGCGGCGAUGGCACGCGUGUUUAUUUCUUCGACUCUGAUGAAAUUUUCCAGAUGUUUGGGUCCAGAUUUACGAUAGAGCAGAAUGCUGUCGAUAGACGACUGAUCGUCAAUCGACUGCGAAAGAUCAAGAUGUAUAGAAUAUGGCUGCAGGGUAAAUUCAGAAAACCCUUGCCUGGACAAACGCUAGCCUAACCCUCGGCAAUAACUAUGAGUUUAAUUAAAGAAGCAGAUGAAGACAUAAACUUAGUCGAUACGCCUAGAGAUAUGAUGAC